Fusarium mangiferae is the source of this 1578-nucleotide messenger RNA. RefSeq names its product putative maltose permease (MalP). The coding region runs from base 1 to 1578 and encodes 525 amino acids. Gene Ontology annotation, biological process: carbohydrate transport; transmembrane transport. Gene Ontology annotation, molecular function: carbohydrate:proton symporter activity. Lineage: Eukaryota; Fungi; Ascomycota; Sordariomycetes; Hypocreales; Nectriaceae. The transcript has 11 exons. Gene Ontology annotation, cellular component: membrane. The record is from RefSeq and is a predicted model, not a curated record.
AUGCAGCAGGCAAAAGCUCACACCGAGACCGUCGAGGACACAGGCGAAGGACUUCUUAUGAGGUCCAAGCUUGAUGACUUGAGCGUUUGGCAAAGUGUUCGCAGGUUCAAACGCGUCGGCUGUAUUGCCAUGCUUGCAGCCUUCUCCGCAUCUCUGGAUGGAUAUCAGAUCAAUCUCAACGGCGGAAUUGUCUCCAACCCUGGAUUCAUACGACAAUUCUCUACCUCUGGCACGACCAUCAUUGCGGGUAAAUACAUUUCGGCCUGGGGAGGUAUCCAGUCAGCAGGCCAGACCAUCGGACAAGUCCUCCUUCAAUAUGCAACUGAGCGUCUCGGCCGAAAGGCUGCGAUGAUGAUCAUCUGGGUUGUUCUCACCGCGAGUGUAUUUGCCGAAUCAUUCGCAACGCACUGGCAGCAUUGGCUUGUGGCAAAGCUCUUUUCUGGCAUGGGUGUUGGUAUGCUGCAGUCCACCAUGCCUCUGUACCUCUCCGAGAUUUCUCCUACUCAGCUCCGAGGUUUCUUCAUCAAUGCCUACAGUUUCUGGUUUGUCCUAGGCCAGCUCUUUGCCUCCGUGGCGCUCAAGGAGCUCAAAGCGAACGACCCCCUCGAUUUCCGAACUCCGAUUUACACUCAGUGGGCUAUGAUCGGCUGCAUUCUUAUCGCCUUCCUUCUCAUCCCCGAGUCCCCUUGGUGGCUAGCGAGCAAAGGCAAGGUUGAGCAGGCAUCUCAAGUGCUCAACCGAUGCUUCGCCAAUGUCGAAGGCUACGAUGUUAAUCAACAAAUCGAAAUCAUGACUUCUACCCUCGCCGUCGAACGCCAACAAGCUGAGCAAAAUUCCGAGCUGGGACCCUGGGCUGUGUUCAAGGGUCGCAACCUGAUUCGAUUCAUCAUCUCCGGUUGGCCCAAGAUCACACAGCAGUUUGUUGGUCUAGCCGUAUUUAAUACCUACGCGACAUAUUUCUUCCAAUAUGCAGGAAACAAGGAUCCGUUCCUCGUGACUCUCAUCCUCUCAUCCGUUCAGCUCAUCUCGAUGAUCGCCACUGCAACACUAACAGAUUCCAUCGGUCGACGUCCUCUAACCGUCUACCCAUAUGCUGUCACGGUCGUUUCGGUUCUGUGCUUGGGUAUCAUUGGUUGCUUCGACUAUACAGCCAAGGCUACUAGUUCGCUACUUAUUUUCUUCGCUUGCCUCGCUACGUUUUCCACGACUGGUGCCUCAGCCAUCGGCUACGCCUUCGCGGCUGAGAUUCCGCAACAGCGCCUCAGAGCCCAGACAGCUGGUUGGUCAUUGGCUGUGUCGAACUGCAUCGCUAUCAUCUUCAGCUUCUGUACCCCAUUGAUGAUCAACGGAUCGGCCAAGUGGGGAGUCAAGACUGGUUUCUUUUUUGCUGGUACCGGCACAGUUGCUGUUGUCAUCGCCUGGUUCAUCCUCCCUGAGGUAGCACGCCGAACACCCGCCGAGAUUGACGAAAUGUUUGAGAAGAAGGUCAAUCUUCGCAAGUUUGACAAAUUUGUCACAGAGGUUCAGGUCAACGCACACGAGCUUCAGGACAGGAAGAAGACUGUUGAUGAGGUUUGA